Messenger RNA from Olea europaea var. sylvestris, 1515 nucleotides. RefSeq names its product zinc finger protein 4-like. The record is from RefSeq and is a predicted model, not a curated record. NCBI's taxonomy places the organism in Eukaryota, Viridiplantae, Streptophyta, Magnoliopsida, Lamiales, Oleaceae. The transcript has 2 exons. The coding region runs from base 275 to 1033 and encodes 252 amino acids. Gene Ontology annotation, biological process: negative regulation of abscisic acid-activated signaling pathway.
UUCUCCCACCCCUUUCUCAGCAUUCCCUUCUCUUUGCUUCUUUCAAGUCUCAAUUUUUCUAUGUUUCACUAAUAAGGGCAAAAAUAGCCUUGUUUUUUUUCCGUCUGAUGAAGAACUGAAACUGCUCCACUCAAAGACUAUUUCUGCAAAUUUACUCUCUGGGAAGAAAAUAUCAGCUUCAAGCUGUCGGCUGGCACUCUCAGAUACUCUACACUGGAAUUUGCUUAUUGACAACACGAACUGUUCAUUUCGCUUCUUAGAUGCCCAGAGAAUUAUGAAAUCCCAAAAAUUUGAUCUUGAAGCGGAGCCCUCUGUAGAGAAUGAUUCUGAUGUUAGUAGCCAAGUUGCUUCCAACGUAUCAAUCCAAGAUGGACUGACUGACUUCAAGAAUGAAUUGGAUCAAGUAAACAUUCAACUGAAUCCAGAAUCUACCUCCCUCGACUUAUCUCUCAACUUCAGAUCAAACAAGAAUCAGUUAGACUGCACCGAAUCCAUGGGAUUUCUGAUAUCUAGCACAAGUGAGAGUUGUAAUGAACCCGCAAUCCUAACUAAAGAAGUGGUCCCUCCACGAGCCUUUUCCUGCAAUUUCUGUCAACGAAAGUUUUUGAGUUCUCAGGCACUUGGGGGUCAUCAGAAUGCCCAUAAGCGAGAAAGGACACUGGCCAAAAGGGCUACACAAAUGGGCAUUUUUCCUGAGAGGUUUGCUAGUGUGGCAUCUCUGCCUUUGCUCGGGUCUCUAUCCCGAUGUCUAGGAAUAAAAGAGCAUGCUUCAGUGCAUCACGGUUUUGUGCCACCAAUGAGGCCAUUUGAGUUUAGAGCCGGCACAAGAUUUGAAAAUGGCUACAUGAGUCAGCCCAUUUACGUUGAGGAUGAUUCAAUACUGCUAUGGCCUGGUAGUUUUCAUCAGGUAUCUACCGAAAAUAUUUCUCAUCGACUAAUUGUACAGGUUGGAUCUUCAAAUGGAAAUUUUGUCGAGCCUAAUACUUCUAAGGAUGGAGAUGAAUCUACACCAGAUCUCACACUCCGACUCUGAGAUGUUUGCUUGACUGAAUGGCUUCAUUGGAUGGUAUGCUCGACCAAAAUGGCUGGCUUCAUAGUGUAGCAAUACUAUACGUCCACAGCCAGAAAAAAAAUUCUUCGAGUCGGUCUCAAGUGAGGUGUCUAACUUCAAAAUUCAUGAUUUUUAGACUACAUAAAACUUUGGAAGAUGACUUGAGCUUCUUCACAAGGUCAGAUCAUCUCUAUAUCAAUCCCUGAAAAUUGAUUUCUUCUCCAAGCGACUGCGUUGGAUUGCAGAUUGUUGUUGUAAUUUAGCUAGAUGGUAUCGGCUCUCUUGGUUUUGAAUUAGCACUAAUUAGAAUGGAUUUAGAUGUUGAAAACUAUUUGUCUUCCUCACUGGUAACAUUUGUUGCAAAGAAUUGUUCCAUUUGACAGGUAAUUAUCUACUAAAACUAGUAAUGCUUGUGAGUUAAAUUAGAACUCUUUUUGUUCUGUACUAGGAACAAGGUUGUGGAC